GGUCGCAUGCCAAUGACGCAAUUACAUCGCGCUGGGGUCUAUAUUUGCUGUGUAAUAAUAGAGUUAGGCCGGUUCUGACAGACGCCGGGAAGAGAGAAAUUGUUAAAUACCGAGGGUUGUUUACGGACAGAAAGCGGAGCCUGAGGUAUCAGCAUGGAAUAUCUGAUCGGAAUCCAAGGACCCGAUUUCGUCCUGGUGGCCGCUGACACCGUAGCGGCCAGCAGCAUCAUUCAGAUGAAACACGACUACGACAAAAUGUUCAAGCUGAGUGAGAAGAUCCUGCUGCUGUGUGUGGGCGAGGCGGGCGACACGGUGCAGUUUGCCGAGUACAUCCAGAAGAAUGUGCAGCUGUACAAGAUGAGAAAUGGUUAUGAGCUCAGUCCGGCAGCUGCAGCAAACUUCACCCGGAAGAACCUGGCGGAUUACCUGCGGAGCCGGACACCGUACCAUGUGAACCUGCUGCUGGCGGGCUUUGACGAUGCGGACGGUCCGGCGCUGUACUUCAUGGACUACCUGUCGUCGCUGGCCAAGGCUCCCUUCGCUGCCCAUGGAUAUGGAGCUUUCCUCACACUCUCCAUCCUGGACCGCUACUACAGGCCAGACUUGACGCGGGAGGAGGCUGUGGACCUUCUGAAAAAGUGUUUGGAUGAGCUUAAUAAACGGUUCAUCCUGAACCUGCACUCAUUCAAUGUACGGCUCAUCGACAAGGAUGGCAUCCACGACAUGGAGAAACUUCCGCUGGCUGGGGAGCCCUGACCCCCCAACCUUGACCCCCCACCUGCUUUUUGUACCAGAGCCUUUUAAAUCUUUCCGUCUCCAAUAAAAUCAGUGAAUCACUGAAA
Messenger RNA from Lepisosteus oculatus (spotted gar), 842 nucleotides. It is a transcript of the gene psmb2, whose product is annotated as proteasome 20S subunit beta 2. Gene Ontology annotation, biological process: proteasomal protein catabolic process. The record is from RefSeq and is a predicted model, not a curated record. Gene Ontology annotation, cellular component: nucleus; cytosol; proteasome core complex, beta-subunit complex. Lineage: Eukaryota; Metazoa; Chordata; Actinopteri; Semionotiformes; Lepisosteidae.